Rodentolepis nana is the source of this 2034-nucleotide messenger RNA. Lineage: Eukaryota; Metazoa; Platyhelminthes; Cestoda; Cyclophyllidea; Hymenolepididae. The record is from the annotation of a GenBank genome assembly.
AUGGGUCCGGCUUCGAAAAACGCUGAUGAUUAUCUUUCUAAUAGAAAGAUGUCCAGCAUGCUAUGCCUCGUUUGUGGAGAUAUCGCCAGUGGAAUUCAUUAUGGCGUUCUCUCGUGUGAAGGCUGCAAAGGCUUUUUUCGACGGGCCCUGCAGGAUAAACGAGCACAUCUUCGAAAGUGCAUUCGGCAGGACUGCUGCAAAAUUUCCAUUAAAACCCGCAACCACUGUCAGCCCUGUCGACUACGUCGAUGUCUCGAAUUAGGAAUGUCUCGUGAGGCGGCAAAAUUAGGACGCAGAUCUAGGAAAACGUGGAAAAAUCUCGAUCUAUCAAUAGCUCUUCAUGGUCAACAUUUUAAUAAACCUGACGAAGGCAGCAAGUGCUUGAAAGUUCAAAAUAGGGACUCCCAUAGUAUUCAAACAAAUUGUCUAGAUGUUGAUGCCGCUCUUAUCACACACUUUAUCUUUCGUUUCUCGAGAGUCUGGUCGAAUCGUCGUCGAUUUGAGGGCCAUCAAACAGCAGCGAAAAUUCCAAUAGCAUUAGAUAUACUUCGAAAUCAACAGCCCCGACGCUUUGACGACGGUAACUCACCAAGUGGUAGCGAUGCCACUUUCACAGCAUUCAGCAGUAUCCCGUCUGUCGACACGUCUGUAUCCGGAGGAAGUACAUAUGAUUGGGGUGUGACACCACUUUCUAUCCCAACGCUAGAUGAGGAUUAUCUUACAAAUAAUGCUAAUCGAAGUAAUGGCAAAAUGGGCUCAUUCUCGACAGGAUCACAAAUAAUGGAAAAUCAGCACAAUGGAGUGAUGCUAUUCUGGAUGAGUGAGAAUGAUGGAAGCAUUCAUCCAAGUGCCACAUCACUGAGGUCUGGCAGCUACCCCGAUCAAGGCCUAAAUCCGUCAACUCCUCAGUCGAAAAAACUCCGCCUUAUCAAACCCAAAAUAAAAGACCACAAUUCUUUAAGUCUGCCAUCAACACAAAGUUCGCCAGCAACACCACUCAUCCCAGCUGUCACGGCCAUAUCUCCGGUUAGCACGCUGUCACAGGAAUACCACCACAUUCAAAUUAAUUCACCCAAUCAGAGCACUACCGGGGUGGAGACAUUGAGCUUAGUACCAACGAAUCAGACCAUUACGCUCAAUUCGUCAGAUAACAGCCACACGAACUCAACAACACGCACUUGUGCGAAAACAAAACGCCGAUUUAUUAGGUUUCCUAAACGGUGCACUACGCCAUCACCAAAUCUUGCUCCAGAUGGUGGAUCGUUGUUGACAGAGCUUCUAAGGACCAUAGAAAACUCGUUCUCGGUGACAUUUAGGGAGCACAUUGCCUGUCCAGCAUUCAAACAGCCGCGGGAACACAUUCAUGCCGCCAAUGAAGCAACACUCCAACAUCUCUUCGGGGUCAAAAAUUGGGAGGAUGGUAGACCACACACUGCACAGGCCUCUGAAGUGCGACGCAAAACUUUCCGCGCCUUUCAAACCUGUUUUGAUCGGAUAAUGCAAGAUUCGGUGAAAUUUGCCAAGCGAAUUCCGGGCUUCUCGGAUCUACUGCCUGAGGAUCGAAUGAUACUUUUGGCCUGCGUGAUGUUUAGCUUCUACGUGGAUGAAGAAAAUCAAACAUUUUGUGGUCCGGGUAACUUCACACUCUCCCAAAGUCAGAUGUGGCUAACAUUUCCAAUGAGCAAGAAAUUCGUGAAUCUCCUCUUUGACUUCGCCUUCCAAGUUCAAUCGUAUCGAUUGAGUCCUCUAAUACUUGGUCUCUUACUUGCAGUUCUACUUGUUACACCUCAUCGGGAAGGACUAACGAGCCGUGAGGAAGUUAACUGGCUUCGAGACCUCAUCUGCCAGGCCUUUCGUUUCCAACUGAUGAUAACUCAUUCAGACGGUGUCGGCCUCUAUAAUCAUCUUGUCUCCAGCAUACGAGAGGAACUUCAACGUCUGUCUGCAGAGCACAGACGCCAAUUAGACGGAAUGCGAGCAGCAGGAUACACUUUUCAAAAUGAUUUGUAUAGCGAAACUUUUUCCCUUGUCUAG